AUGCCGACAAACAACGAGCUAAAAACCACCUGUGGUUCUGAUUUGGACCGUUUCAUUCAAAAACUUUCGGAGGAAACGAAUUUCAAUCAAUGUGUUGGGUUGAUGAAGCAAAUUGAACAACACUCAGUCUACUUGUCAGUUCCUCAGUUACUUAGUUUGAGCAAUGUUAUUGAUGAAGAUAGUUUGGGAUUGUUUAACCGUACUUGGGGAUCGCUUUCUUUUGCUUUGAUGAUCAAGAGCAAACUACAAAAACCAAUCGGUGAAGUGGCUGGUUUUCCAAUUGCUUCAAUUAUUGAUACAAUGGAAGCAAUUGGUAGUGGCAACUCGGGUAGAGUAUUGACAGCCAGUAUCAGCCACAACUCCAAAAUUGAAACUGUGGCUAUUAAAUUUUUGUCCAUUUAUUUGGAUCCUCUAGCAUCAAGUAGUUUGGAGAGUAGUGAAUCCCAAUCUGAAGAACAACAAGACGAACACUUGGAGGAAUUGUUGAUACUGUCAAAGUUGAAAAACAGUCCCUAUUGUGUGAACGUAAAGUGUAUAACCAUUGGAAGCGAUCGACGAAUUGGAUUAGGAAUGACUCGAUAUUGCAUGGAUUUACAUUCUUUCUUACUUCAGAAUUGUUUAAGCUUGCAUCAAUCGUUAAUCUUGUUUAAAAGAUGUGUAAAGUGUAUAGAAGCUUUGCACAACUAUGGAGCGAACGGAAUUAUUCACCACAAUAUCAAAGAUACGAAUUUUCUUAUUGGCCAACCAAACACAGACAACAAUGACAUGGAUGCUAUGAUUGCAAGCGUUGUAAUAGCUGACUUUGGAUUCGCAAAAGCACGGAUGAGGGAAACAAAACAACACAUGUCAGGUUUUUAUUCAUCCGUAGGUGGUGCUGCAGCCAAAAUGUUAAUGUACGCAGCUCCUGAGGUUAAAGAGUGUUUCAGAAAUGGUGGAGAGAUGGUUUACACAAAAAGCAGUGAUAUUUAUUCAUUAGGAGUGUUACUUGGUUUUAUAUAUACCAAACAAAGGCCGUACAACCUCACAACAGAAUUCCAAAUAUUAAGUUCCUCUUUGCCACCUUUUCAUUAUUGUAGAGAUGCAGUUGAACAGCAUUCCCUGGUAAAGAAGUUGUUUGACUGGUGCACCAGUCACUCAGCAAAUGAAAGACCGAUGAAUUGCCAGCAAAUACUCGAGGUUUUAGAAAGCGACGAACCACAAAAAGUGUUGCAAGAAAACAUCUGGUAUUGA
Naegleria lovaniensis is the source of this 1230-nucleotide messenger RNA. RefSeq lists its product as uncharacterized. Gene Ontology annotation, biological process: mitotic DNA damage checkpoint signaling; protein phosphorylation. Gene Ontology annotation, cellular component: nucleus; cytoplasm. Gene Ontology annotation, molecular function: protein serine/threonine kinase activity; ATP binding. The transcript has a single exon. The record is from RefSeq and is a predicted model, not a curated record. NCBI's taxonomy places the organism in Eukaryota, Heterolobosea, Eutetramitea, Acrasida, Naegleriidae. Bases 1 to 1230 code for a protein of 409 amino acids.